AUGAAGGGAGCCAAGAAGCCGAUUCAUGCAGCAUCAACAUGGAUAAUGCAGCAACCCUCGGAAGUGAAGGCUUUCAUAGCCAUCUUCGCGUUCAUGUCGGCUCUCCUUAUUAUAAAGGUGAUGGUAGACGAGCGCAACAACCUUUUCAUUGCCGCGGAGUCUGUCCAUGCCAUGGGUAUUGCUGUCCUCAUUUACAAGCUCUCCACCGGAGACAAGGACAAUUGCUCUGGUCUUUCUCUAAAAUCACAGGAACUCACAGCUACCUUCUUAAGCACAAGACUAUACUGCAGCUUUGUUAUGGAAUACGACAUACACACGUUACUUGAUCUUGCUACAUUAGCAGCAACCGCUUGGGUUAUAUAUAUGAUACGCUAUGUGUUGAACUCAACUGCUAUGAUUGAAAAAGACACCUUUCCGCAUUAUUAUAUGGUGCUGAUAUGUGCUGUAAUAUCCCUCGUGAUUCAUCCAUCGACACCACAUCAUCUGUUUGACAGGAUUUGUUGGGCCUUUGCUGUUUACUUGGAAGCUGUUUCAGUACUACCUCAGCUGCAUGUCAUACAGAACACUCAGGUUGUUGAACCGUUCACAUCACAUUAUGUAUUCGCUCUAGGAGUUGCAAGGUUCCUUACCUGUGCACAUUGGAUUCUCCAGGUACUCGAAACAAGGGGACGGAUGUUAACAGCCUUAGGUCAUGGUUUGUGGCCUGGUAUGGUCAUUUUCUCAGAAAUUGUCCAAACAUUUAUCCUGGCAGAUUUCUGCUAUUAUUAUGUCAAAAGGUCAUAUAUUCAAAGAAUUUGUUCUUCUGUCUGCAGCAUCAUAUCGGGUCAGCAUGUGUUACGGCUUCCAGCAGGAGUUGUAUGACUGGAUUUCUUUUGAAGAAUCAAAAGUGUCUGUUACCAUCUCAGUAACUAUAGGAAAAACGUUAAUAUAACUUAAACGUAGGAUUGUAUAUGAUUAGGUAGCUACACAUAGUUAGCUGCUUGAUUGUUGAUUAGAUGUAUCUGCAGAUUAACUGGUAUGUAUACAAGAGUAGGAAAUAUCUUUUACUUUUUCAUGUUCUUGCUGCACACUUUUUAACUUGAAUUACUUGAUGUAAAUAUACCUGCUCAACUCGCCUCUCAUUGUCAUCGUAUCUUUGAAAUUGAUAUUGAGUCUAUAAUUAAGAUCGAAGUCCUACUG
Daucus carota subsp. sativus is the source of this 1179-nucleotide messenger RNA. RefSeq lists its product as uncharacterized. Gene Ontology annotation, molecular function: ER lumen protein retrieval receptor activity. The record is from RefSeq and is a predicted model, not a curated record. Gene Ontology annotation, biological process: endoplasmic reticulum to Golgi vesicle-mediated transport; protein retention in ER lumen. The transcript has 6 exons. Lineage: Eukaryota; Viridiplantae; Streptophyta; Magnoliopsida; Apiales; Apiaceae. Gene Ontology annotation, cellular component: endoplasmic reticulum; cis-Golgi network; membrane. The coding region runs from base 1 to 861 and encodes 286 amino acids.